AUUUGGAAAUCGACGAGCCCCUGGGGACCUUGGACUUAUAAGCUCCUGGAAGCUAACACCCCCGGUCUACUUUCUGGAGGCGGUACUCCUCACCAAGGCAGCCUGAAUGAGGCUUCCCCUGAUGAUUGGUACUUUAUGUCGUUCACAUGGGGUUAUCCCAAUGACCGCAUCCCCGUCCUCGCUCCUAUCACAUGGGGCGACGACGACCUUCCAAUCCUAAAUACAGUCGAUGGCAAAUGGGGCGCCACCUAUCCCGCCCCCCUACCGACCGUCGAAACACCAUCAUGGACAUGAACCGAUUCCUUCAAUGGCACAUCGCUUGGCCCAAAAUGGGAGUGGAAUCACAACCACGACACCCGCAAAUACUCCGUCGACAAUGGCGUCACCCUCUCCGCCGCAACCGUGACCAACGACCUAUAGAAGGCUCGCAACACGCUGACGCACCGCGCCAACGGCGAGCAGCCCGUCGCCACCAUCGUCCUAGAUUUCAGCAACAUGGCCGACGGCGACGCUGCGGACUCGCCGCCUUCCGCGACUGGACCGCCUACAUCGGCGUCGUGCGCUCAGGGGACUCCUACAGCGUCGUCAUACAGGAGGGCCUCACACAGAACAGCACCGAUUGGAGUACGGUGAGCACCGGCACGACUGUUGAGACCGCCGCAGUGGAGAACGGAAGGAUCUGGCUGAGAUCGAGCAUGGAUUCGCGUGGUGAUGGGUCGAAGUUGGUGACGUUCCAGUAUAGUACUGAUGGGACGAGCUUUGUGGAUUUGGGGGAUGCGUAUACGAUGAAUACGGAUUGGGCGAUCUUCAUGGGGUAUAGGUGGGGCAUUUUUAACCAUGCUACGACGGCGCUUGGGGGGUCGGUGCAGCUUGAGUUGUUUAUGCAGACGUAGAGAGGGUAGGACAGGGCAGGAUAAGUAGGUGUGGACGUAUAUAUGUAUGAUGGCUCAUAGCGUGGCAAUGGAGGGCC
This is a messenger RNA of Pseudogymnoascus destructans, 970 nucleotides long. RefSeq lists its product as uncharacterized. The record is from RefSeq and is a predicted model, not a curated record. Lineage: Eukaryota; Fungi; Ascomycota; Leotiomycetes; Thelebolales; Thelebolaceae. The transcript has a single exon. Bases 192 to 893 code for a protein of 233 amino acids.